AUGACGACAUUCUCGGUGCAGUGUGCAUGUUGUGUGUUCAGAGCCAAGGCUGCAGUGAAGUCAAAUGAUGCAACACAAGACACAGAGGAAAGCCAAAGUCCUUCUGUGCAAGGAGUUUAUGGUACUGUUGGGAUCCAUUUCGUAUUGCUGUUCAGUCGACAAGGGAAAUUAAGGCUGCAGAAAUGGUAUACCACACUCCCUGAUAAAGAGAGAAAAAAGAUCACCCAAGAAAUUGUACAGAUGAUUCUGUCUCGUGGUCAAAAGACAGGCAGUUUUGCUGAUUGGAAGGACCUAAAACUUGCUUAUAAAAGAUAUGCUAGCUUAUGUUUAUGUUGUGUGGUAGAAAAUCAGGACAUUGAAUUGUUGACGCUAAAGAUUGUACAUUGUUAUGUGGAAUUACUAGACAAGCAUUUUGGAAAUAUCUGUGAGCUGGAUAUUAUAUUUAAUUUUGAAAAGGCCUAUUUUACCCUUGAUGAGUUUAUAAUUGGUGGAGAAAUCCAGGAAAUCUCAAAGAAAACUGCUGUCAAGGCUAUAGAAGACUCUGAUAUGUUACAGGAGACAAUGGAAGAAUACAUGAGCAAGCCUGCAUUUUAACUGAAAAAUCUACUUGACAAC
Trichosurus vulpecula (common brushtail) is the source of this 615-nucleotide messenger RNA. RefSeq names its product AP-1 complex subunit sigma-3-like. The transcript is spliced from 2 exons. The record is from RefSeq and is a predicted model, not a curated record. The coding region runs from base 1 to 594 and encodes 197 amino acids. NCBI's taxonomy places the organism in Eukaryota, Metazoa, Chordata, Mammalia, Diprotodontia, Phalangeridae. Gene Ontology annotation, biological process: vesicle-mediated transport; protein transport. Gene Ontology annotation, molecular function: clathrin-cargo adaptor activity. Gene Ontology annotation, cellular component: intracellular membrane-bounded organelle; AP-1 adaptor complex.